Messenger RNA from Lodderomyces elongisporus, 3801 nucleotides. RefSeq names its product karyopherin (gene MSN5). Gene Ontology annotation, biological process: RNA export from nucleus; protein export from nucleus. Lineage: Eukaryota; Fungi; Ascomycota; Pichiomycetes; Serinales; Debaryomycetaceae. The transcript has a single exon. Gene Ontology annotation, molecular function: RNA binding; nuclear export signal receptor activity. Gene Ontology annotation, cellular component: cytoplasm; RNA nuclear export complex; nucleus. The coding region runs from base 1 to 3801 and encodes 1266 amino acids. The record is from RefSeq and is a predicted model, not a curated record.
AUGGACAGUGACGGAGUGAGACAGAUAAUCUCAGCAUUAGAAGCCGUUUAUGAUCCUAAGUCAAGCAAUGAUCAGCGAAGAGAGGCACAAGCAUUUCUUGAGACGAUAAAAUCCAAUGAAGAGUCGCCGUAUUGGGGGUUUCAGUUGGCUUUACCAGAAAACAAUGGAGCUAACUAUAUAGUCAGACACUUUGGUCUCUCGCUAAUGCAAACCUCUCUAAAGUACAAAUACCACACUUUUGACUCAAUAAAGAUUACAGCAAUCAGAAACUGGAUUAUCGAGUUGUCAAAUAAAGUUGAGGAAAAGGAUCCUCAUUAUAUAAAGGAGAAAAUCGCCCUUUUAUGGGUAUCUUUGGUGAAAAGAAUUUGGGGUUCUUACCUCGUAAAAAGUGAACACCAACAAAAUGCACGCCAAGAAUUGGACAACAAAGCCCAAGAGAACAACAACAUCAACACAACCAACAAUAACAACAACAACAACAACAACACCAACAACAACAAUACAGAAUAUACACACCAGACCCCAGUCUCUGCACAAGAGAAAGAAGAUGGCUGGGUCUCAAUGGACUCUGAUUUGUGGAAUUUAUGGCAGAGCAAUAUUACAUGUCGAGAGUUAUCGCUAACGAUCCUUAGAACCCUAUUCGAGGAUAUCUAUUUGCUCGAUGACCCAAUAGCUUCCAGAAACAGUGUUAUAUUAAACCAAUUAUCGGUGUUGAUAGUGACACCAAACUCGAUUUUGGAUACGAUCUACGAGGAAAACCCUAGACUCACCAUCUGCAAAGCCUCAGCCGACGGAUGGUUCAAAGCAUGGUCAACCUUCUUGGUAGAAAUCUUAUCAAGUGGUGCAGAGUAUCAAAAUGAGCCUUACCAGAAAUUUAUUCCCAGGAUCUUAUCCACUUUCAAAACAUGCCUACACUGGAUCCAUCCAACAGUGUUGAGGGAGCAGAAUAUUAUGCAAACUCUCUUGGGGAUUUUGUCUAGUCUGGAUGUUAAAGUACGGACAUUGGCCGUGGAUUGCUUGCAUAUCCUAUUUACCAGAACCUAUCAAGAUGAAACGGAUUUCAAUUUCUUUAUUGGGUCCGUAUUUUCUACAGAAGGGAUCAACAAGUUUUCAGAGUUUUACAACUCAUUGGUGCUUGACCCAGACGACAUUGACGAGCAGGUUUACGCGUUGCUCAAGAAAACAGUCGAGAUGAUUGUUUCAUUAAGCGAGUACCUCAACAUUACUUCGAAAUACAAAAUCAACUGGGACGAGCGUGACGUUAGUGGUUAUCUUAGAUUGGUAUUGAGUACUACAGAUCAUCCAAGCUUAAUAAUUAGUGGUCUCUCGUUACAGAUGUGGGUAACUAUAUUGCGAUUUGACGAAUUGAGUGCAAAGCAACAAGUUUUGGAUAUCAUGAUGUCUUUGCUUGAAAUUUCAGCAGAUAGAACCAUCAACUAUACAUGGGAUGAGGAGCAUGUGUCGAAAAAGUUUUUUGAUGUGGACUUUGACUCGACCCCAGAUGCAAACAGCUUUUUGCAAAACUAUAGAAAAUUCAAUGAGGAUAUAGUUCGAAUCACGAUUUGUAAGAAACCCGAGGAAGGUUUUAUGUGGCUUGAAAAUAGAUUACAAAAUUUCUUUAGUUCAGAGUUGGGCAAUGCAUGUAUCAACGAGUAUAAUAUUGGAGAAAAAUCAAAAGCGCUCAAUUACGGAUUAUCACAAUUCAACAUCAUCGAGAAUAGCAUACGAGGCAUCUCGAGAUGGAGGAUUUGGUACAAUGGAGAGGACUAUGAUAUUAUCAAUGACCGACUAAGCAAGCUCGUUAUACAAUUAGGAGAACGUUUACUUGCGAUGAAUCUAGCAUCACCAUUAUUGAUCAGAAAACAAGUGCAGACUCUAGUGCAAUUUGCGCCACUUUUGAAAGAUGUCGAAGGAAGCCCCUUGAUGUUUCAAGUGUUGGAAAAAAUUUUAACCUCUGCGACUUUCCCCUAUCCGCCAGAUAUUACCGAUGAAGAGCGAGAACUAAUUAGAGACUUGAGGGCAAGCUGUGGUACCGAGUUAAACAGGUUGGCUUAUAUCAUGCCAGAGGCUUUAAAGAAAAUCUUCAACGACUUGGAAAACGUUGUUGCCAAUAUUUUGUCUUUGAAAAAAGUCAGCGACCAUGAAAAUGUAGCCUUCAAGUCCUUUUUGUUGGUUAUUGCAUCUAGAUCUUCCAUAGAUGACAAAAACGACCUUUUUGCCAAGAUAGUUGAUCCUGAUUUGGCAGCUUGGUCUGCUCCGGAAACUGAAAAAGGUUUAUUGGAUCUACACUGGUUUAUGGAAAGAAUAGGUAUCGUUCAAAUUGCCACAUACUUUCAAAAACGUGGCAUCACGGCGACAACAAAUUUGCUCGAGGCAACUAUGGAUGAAGAGGGCAAAGCCUUGAAGAAUUCGUUAAAGGACCACUGGAGCUCGAUCUUCCCCAUUAGAGCAACUCGUAUAUUUAUUCAAUACAGUAUUGAGAAAUUAAACCACGAGCUGCCAGAGUAUCUCAAUUUGCUCAAAUUGUGGAAACCAAGAGUGCAACCAAUUGUGCCCCAUAUCUUGCAAUUGCUCACUCAAAUUCAAGCAUAUCACGACCCUGCAAAUUGGGUAGACUUACCUACAGAAGUGCAAAGCUUUGUGAAGUAUAGUUGUACCGAAAGAUUCUGGCAGCAAGGUGUUUCGAUACAAUCCAAGGAGACUUUUAUCGAGGAAAAUGUGAAAGCAGCGUUAACAUUGCGAGAUUUUGCCGAUUCUGUUGGUCAUUUGAUUCGAUAUACUAGGGAGUAUGCAUUCUUAACAGUUGGCUCUUUAGCACAGUUGGAGGACACAUUAUAUGAAAUACCAAAUAUCGCUGCAAUGAUAUGGAAAGCUGUUGCUGGUGACACUGUUGGGGUAACUUUACACUCCUGGAAGCACAUGAUCAAUAGCUGUCUUCGUGUGGUUGUUAAAUUCUGCCCUGUAAAGUAUGUUGAGGUAUUUAUGAGCGAACUUUUACCCAUGGCUUUGAGUGAUAUUGACGAAUUAAUCGUGACCCGAUGGGACAAAGUAUACAAGAGUGGUCUUCAGCUACUGGGAAAUGAAGAUGGCGAAACCUUAUCCGAAGAGAUGAUGGAAGAACAUAUGCUUCGACAAUUGACAGCAACAGUGGUGAGAUUCUUGAUGGACAUUGUGGGUCAGUACAAUUCCAAAACCAUGUCCGAUAUUCAAUUUGCUAGUCGUAAACUCGUCAUUGGACGCAAAGUGGUCUUGGCGCCAUUUUUGCAGUUGUGCUGCCAUUUGAUAACAUUGAAGGAUACGAAAUGUUCGUUCAACACUAUCUUGGUGGUGCGAAACAUUUUGAAUGAGAUUACUUUAAAGGAUGAUGAAGUUGACAAGUUUCUAAGUGACAACUUGGUCAAAGCGUUAUUGCAAGUGUUGUUAGACGAUUAUUUUAUUGAAACACACGGUGAAGCAGCACUCGCAUUAACAACAUUAUAUUGUCAGCUCCGGUCAAAGAAUGACUAUGCUGCAAGAGUUUUGAUCCAAACACUUCCGAAUAUCAAAGCGCAACAUAUUUCAAACUUUGAGUCACUUUUAGUCUCUUCCAAAUCCUUGAGACACCAACGAGCUGCAUUGCUUGAACUUGUCAAGAUUUCCAAGGACAAUGGUAAUGCAGGAUAUGAGGAAGAUGAGAUGAGUAAAAGGAAGAGACAAUUGGACCAGGCCGCUAAGCGGAAGAAAGUUGGUGGGGAUGGAGACGUUAUGAAUGACCCCUAUUUGGAAAACGGAGCUCUCGGUAAUUUAUUUGGAGAAGAGUAA